Molecule: messenger RNA, 2043 nt
Organism: Drosophila subpulchrella
Lineage: Eukaryota; Metazoa; Arthropoda; Insecta; Diptera; Drosophilidae
Gene: Cypl
Product: peptidyl-prolyl cis-trans isomerase-like 1
Exons: 2
Coding region: 95-625 (176 amino acids)
Biological process (GO): protein folding; protein peptidyl-prolyl isomerization
Cellular component (GO): catalytic step 2 spliceosome
Molecular function (GO): peptidyl-prolyl cis-trans isomerase activity
Source: RefSeq, a predicted model, not a curated record
UUGGUCACACUGCAAGCGGCGACGAAAGAAAACAUAAACAAAUUUAACUUAAUUUCGUUUUAAGUUUCGUGCUUUUAAAUAAUUAAUUUAUAAAAUGCUAUCCCUGACAGAUCCAGCCAACUCGGGCGGAAUUCCCGACAAAGCCUGGCAGCCGCAUUUCGUCACUUUGGAAACGAGCAUGGGCGAAAUCACCGUGGAGCUCUACUGGAAACAUGCCCCCAACACGUGCCGCAAUUUCGCCGAGCUCUCGCGAAGGGGCUACUACAACAACGUGGUGUUCCACCGGAUAAUCAGGGACUUCAUGAUCCAGGGCGGGGAUCCCACGGGAACUGGACGCGGCGGCACCUCCAUCUACGGCUCGGAGUUCGGGGACGAGCUGCACGGCGAUCUGAAGCACACGGGAGCGGGCAUCCUCUCGAUGGCCAACUCUGGACCGGACACCAAUGGUUCCCAGUUCUUCAUCACCCUGGCGCCCACCCAGUGGUUGGAUGGCAAGCACACGAUCUUCGGAAGGGUCUACACGGGCAUGGAGGUGGUCAAGCGGAUAGGAAUGGUGGAGACCGACAAGAACGAUCGUCCGGUGGAUCCCUUAAGGAUCAUCAAGGCCAAGGUGGAGAAGCUGUGAGGUAGAUGGGCUUGAAAGAAACUUAUCGUUGACAUGUAGAAAUUAUAAAGAACUAGAACAAGUAGUAGUUUCCUAGAGGAGAUUCCCCGAACUUCUUUUAACUUAAAUGUAUUUACGGAAUGACUAGAAACACAAGAUCUUUUUGAUCCCACGAUGGCAGUACCUUCUUCUACAUGGUGCUGUCCAUCAUGUCCACCAGCCGCUUGAUCUCCCUGCUGUGAAAAGGAGGAGGCCCAUUAGAUCUUGAGGUUUUGGCGGGGAUUGGCCCACUUACAUGCGCUGACCCAGCUGCUCCGUGGGCUUCAUCGACUUGGUGAUCUCCUCCGCCUUUGCCAGCAGUUGGUACUGGCACUUGAUGUUGGCAUCCAGCGUGUCCGUCAGCUUGUUGACCGCAUUCCGGUGGACCUCCACAUUGUCGGCGGUGAUGGAGGAGAUGGAGUGCAGCAGAUUGCCUAGGUUCUCCAGAAGAUUGUCCACCGAGGUGGCCAGAUACUGGGCCUCCAGCUCUAUGUCGCUCAGCACACUGCCGUCCACCUCGGGAAUGUUGCGCGAUUGCAGGAAUCUUCGGGUGAGCAGGCCGUUGCCCGAGGCCUGGGCUCCCGCCAUGGAAGUGGAGGGCGUGGUGUGCUCCGAGGAGUAGUCCGUGUGGGCGCCCUCGCGCAGCUUGGCCUCCAAAUCGUGGGCCACAAAGUGGCGCAUGCCAUCCGAGUCGCUGGCGCCCUCCAGUUCGUAGGGCAGAUCUGUAAGCGGGAAAAAUAGGUAAUCUAGGUAAUCCUGUCAAGAACUAAGGAUUGCUUUAUGGUCCCUACUGCUCUCCGCCCUCGCUUUGUGCCUCUGGAUGUCCGCUGAGCUGUCCUUGGAGUUGCUAUUCGAGUUGCUGUUGUCCUCCUCCGCCAGAGGAUCGUCCUCCUCUUCGGCAUCAUCCUCGCCAGAGUCCAGAUUCACGUAGCUUUCGCCAUUGGGUCCUUUUGCUGUGCCCUUGCCCGGCACCACAGGAUGACCUGCCGCCGUGGGCGUGAGAUCCUGGAGGACAUGCUCGGGCACUGCUCCCGGAUAUUGGGCCAAAAAUGGGAUUUCCGUGUAGGAGGAUGCGGGCGUGGCUCCUGAUCCGGGUCGCCCUGCUGCUCCCUCCCCCUGGCCACUCUCCUCGUCCACAUACCCGUAUCGCGGACGGAUGGGGAUGUCCUGGUGGCGGUGCGACAUGUAGAUCUUUUUCUGGGGCCCUCAAUUCGGAUAAAAACAAAGAAGUUUGACACCACCAAGUUCAGGGAAAAAACCAAAACAAAUCAGUGAUGACACAAUAGCGAACCGGUUCAGAUCUAGUUCCGCAGCUGCUGGUUCCCAAGGUUUAAAUUGCUUUUUAUUAAACUAAGCAGAAAAAUAUUUAUAAAUUAUAUUUAAGUAAUUUAAUACCUAAA